UCAAAAAAACUCAUUUCCUUCCAAAAAAAAAGCUCUCUCCUUCUCUAUCAAAUCUAGUCUGAAUCGAAGAAUGGGCUAUGAACUUCCUCCUGGUUUCAGAUUCCACCCAACAGACGAGGAGCUUAUCGUCUACUACCUUCGCAACCAGGCCAUGUCGCUGCCCUGCCCUGCCCCCAUCAUACCCCAACUGAACAUCUACAAAUUCGAUCCAUGGGAACUACCUGGGAAAUCAGAGCUCAGUGAGGGAGAGUGGUACUUCUUCACCCCUCGUGACCGCAAAUACCCAAACGGCUUGCGGCCCAAUAGAGCAACCGCGUCUGGAUACUGGAAGGCC
Molecule: messenger RNA, 334 nt
Organism: Dendrobium catenatum
Lineage: Eukaryota; Viridiplantae; Streptophyta; Magnoliopsida; Asparagales; Orchidaceae
Product: NAC domain-containing protein 2-like
Exons: 2
Biological process (GO): regulation of DNA-templated transcription
Molecular function (GO): DNA binding
Source: RefSeq, a predicted model, not a curated record